Molecule: messenger RNA, 851 nt
Organism: Erinaceus europaeus (western European hedgehog)
Lineage: Eukaryota; Metazoa; Chordata; Mammalia; Eulipotyphla; Erinaceidae
Gene: PSMB2
Product: proteasome 20S subunit beta 2
Exons: 6
Coding region: 123-728 (201 amino acids)
Biological process (GO): proteasomal protein catabolic process
Cellular component (GO): cytosol; proteasome core complex, beta-subunit complex; nucleus
Molecular function (GO): peptidase activity
Source: RefSeq, a predicted model, not a curated record
CGCCAGUACCUGGGGCGGUCGCGUCGCGCGAGCUCUCUGAGUGGUGCUGUCUCACCGGUGAGGCCGAGAAGCCGGCGAGUCCCGAGCUCAGUCGAACCUUCAGCCCUUGACCUCCCGCCACCAUGGAGUACCUCAUCGGCAUUCAGGGCUCUGACUAUGUCCUUGUCGCCUCUGACCGCGUGGCCGCUAGCAAUAUUGUCCAGAUGAAGGACGAUCACGACAAGAUGUUUGAGAUGAGUGAAAAAAUCUUACUCCUUUGUGUUGGAGAGGCUGGAGACACUGUACAAUUUGCAGAAUACAUUCAGAAAAAUGUACAACUUUAUAAAAUGCGAAAUGGGUAUGAAUUAUCUCCCACAGCAGCAGCUAAUUUUACACGCCGAAACCUGGCUGACUGUCUUCGGAGUCGGACCCCGUAUCAUGUCAACCUCCUGUUGGCUGGCUAUGAUGAGCAUGAGGGUCCCGCGCUCUACUACAUGGACUACCUGGCAGCCUUGGCCAAGGCCCCUUUCGCAGCCCACGGCUAUGGUGCCUACCUGACUCUCAGUAUCCUGGACCGAUACUACACACCAAAUAUCUCUCGUGAGAGUGCAGUGGAACUUCUUAGGAAAUGUCUAGAGGAGCUCCAGAAACGCUUCAUCCUUAAUCUGCCAGCCUUUAGUGUUCGGAUCAUUGACAGAAAUGGCAUCCAUGACCUGGACAACAUUUCCUUCCCUAAACAAGGUUCUUAACGACAUGCCCUCCCUUCCACUUGCCAGGGGAUUAUUUUUGAUGGGCUUCUUAAUUUUUUUCUACUCUUUUGAAGUGUACUCUUGAUAGAUGGUUAAUUCAGAAUAAAUCUGAAUAUGACUAAA